GACUUAUUUCCUUCUAAAAUGUCAUGGACUCAAUAACAUUUCAAACAACUGCAGCUUCCACAAUAUUGUUACUAUUGCAUUAUUAAAACAGACUAAUUUUAAGAAUGACUAAUUCCUCUUCAUAGCAUGGAUUAAGACAGUAACAGUGAGGAUUGUAUCUUGGAGCCGCUUUCCCUGCCAGAAAGUCCAGGUGGCACCACCACUUUAGACGGUUCUCCAUCUGUGCCUUGUAUUUUCUGUGAAGAGCAUUUUCCUGUGGCUGAACAAGACAAACUUUUGAAGCACAUGAUUAUUGAGCAUAAACUUGUCAUUGCUGAUGUUAAGCUGGUUGCUGAUUUCCAACGGUACAUUUUAUAUUGGAGGAAAAGAUUCACUGAACAGCCCAUCACAGACUUUUGUAGUGUGAUAAGAAUCAAUUCCACAGCUCCACUUGAAGAACAAGACAAUUAUUUUUUGUUGUGUGAUGUUUUGCCAGAAGAUAGAAUUCUUAGAGAAGAGCUUCAGAAACAGAGACUGAAAGAAAUUCUGGAACAACAGCAGCAAGAACGAAAUGAUACCAAUUUUCAUGGCAUUUGUAUGUUUUGCAAUGAGGAAUUCCUAGGAAACAGAUCUGUUCUUUUGAACCACAUGGCCAGAGAGCAUGCUUUCAACAUUGGAUUGCCAGACAACAUUGUAAACUGCAAUGAAUUUCUAUGUAUGUUACAGAAGAAACUUGACAAUUUGCAGUGCUUAUACUGUGAGAAGAACUUUAGGGACAAAAAUACACUUAAAGAUCACAUGAGAAAAAAGCAGCAUCGUAGAAUCAAUCCUAAGAACAGAGAAUAUGACCGAUUUUAUGUCAUCAAUUACUUGGAACUUGGAAAAUCAUGGGAAGAAGUUCAGUUAGAAGAUGAUGGAGAGUUCCUAGACCAUCAGGAAGAUAAAUGGUCUGAUUGGGAAGAACACCCUGCCUCUGCUGUCUGUCUAUUUUGUGAAAAUCAAGCAGAAACAAUUGAGAAAUUAUAUGUUCACAUGGAGGAUGCACAUGAAUUUAAUCUCCUCAAAAUAAAGUCAGAACUUGGAUUAAAUUUCUAUCAGCAAGUGAAACUGGUCAAUUUCAUUCGAAGGCAAGUUCACCAAUGUAGAUGUUAUGGCUGCCAUGUGAAAUUCAAAUCUAAAUCAGAUCUAAGGACUCACAUGGAAGAAGCUAAACAUACUUCACUGCUUCCUGAAAGAAAGACAUGGGAUCAACUAGAAUAUUAUUUUCCAACCUAUGAAAAUGACACUCUCCUGUGUAUACUGUCUGACAGUGAAAGUGACCUGACAGCUCAGGAACAAAAUGAAAAUGUUCCCAUUAUCAGUGAAGAUACAUCUAAACUACAUGCUUUGAAACAAAGUAGCAUUUUGAACCAGAUGCUGCUUCAUGAGUGCUUGAAAAACUAGAAGAAACUGCUGCAGGAGCAAUUUGUCAUGUUUUUCUUCUGAGACAUACAAAAGAAUAUUUUAAAUUUGAACACCAACAAAAUAUUAGUUCUUGGUGAAAUAAUUUUUUUAAGUGAAUGUUUUUU
Messenger RNA from Sciurus carolinensis (gray squirrel), 1547 nucleotides. RefSeq names its product zinc finger protein 277 (gene Znf277). The record is from RefSeq and is a predicted model, not a curated record. NCBI's taxonomy places the organism in Eukaryota, Metazoa, Chordata, Mammalia, Rodentia, Sciuridae. The transcript is spliced from 12 exons. The coding region runs from base 286 to 1422 and encodes 378 amino acids.